Molecule: messenger RNA, 1762 nt
Organism: Perca fluviatilis (European perch)
Lineage: Eukaryota; Metazoa; Chordata; Actinopteri; Perciformes; Percidae
Gene: tmeff1a
Product: transmembrane protein with EGF-like and two follistatin-like domains 1a
Exons: 11
Coding region: 1-1212 (403 amino acids)
Molecular function (GO): protein binding
Source: RefSeq, a predicted model, not a curated record
AUGUUCAUCAUGGUGUCAGGCGCUGGGAGGAGGAGGAGGGGUCCCGAGUGGUACCUGGUGUCCGCCUGUCUGCUCUCCGUGCUGCUCUACCUGCCCGAGGCUCGGGCCACUUACCCCUCCCACAGCGGAGAGUGCAAAGGCAAGGGGAAGGACUGCGCAGGUAGGCACACCGCUGCGGGCUCUGGGCUGCAUCCAGGGUCCAAAAUCAGCAACCAUCCGCCAGCCAAAUACUGGGGGGCGGAGGGGGUGAUGCAAGUGAAGAUUAGUCUGCCGCGACAGCUGAUGGAGGCAAACGAGCCGAGUGUCCGCCGGGCGGCUCGCAGUCAGACGCUCGCUCUGCCCUCGAGAGAAGUUCAUCUCAAAUGUGUCUGCCAGUUCCAGUGUCACAAAAACUACAUCCCUGUGUGCGGCUCCAACGGGGACACGUACCAGAACGAGUGCUACCGGCGCCAGGCGUCCUGCAAACAGCAGCGCCUCAUCUCCCGGGCGUCGGAUGGGCCCUGCUCCGCUGAUCCGGGUUCUGGUUCAGGAGACGGAGAUGAUGACGAGGGUUCAGCCUCCGACGUCGGGAAGAAGUUCACCAAGUGCAGCACGUGUAAAUACGGAGCCGAGUGUGACGAAGACUCGGAGGACGUCUGGUGCAUAUGUAACAUCGACUGCAGCGGGCACAAUGAGAACCCGGUGUGCGCCACCGACGGGAACUCCUACAACAACCCGUGUCUGGUCCGAGAGGCCUCAUGUAUGAAGCAGGAGCAGAUCGACGUCAAACACCUGGGCAGGUGCCCCGCUGAUAAAGAGAAAGUGGGGAAGAAAGACGACAGCAGUCCGUUCAAAGUCUUAGAAACCACCGCUCUGGACCACGGCGAUGGUUUCUACGCCGGGAUGCCGAUCCCGUGCGCCGACAGCUACGCCGGCUUCUGUGUUCACGGGAAGUGUGAGAUCAAGUACAACGUGGCCACCUGCAGGUGUGACGCCGGCUACAAAGGCGCUCAGUGUGACGAGCCUCUGGACUUCAACAUCCUCUACGUGGUUCCCAGCGGACAGAAGCUUCACUACGUCCUCAUCGCCGCCAUCAUCGGCGCCGUGCAGAUCGCCAUUAUCGUCGCCGUGGUGAUGUGCAUCACAAGGAAAUGUCCGAAGAACAACAGGGGCCGCCGGCAAAAACAAAACCUCGGACACUUUUCCUCGGACACUAACUCCCGGAUGGUAUAGCCGUGUUGGUCUGGGUUCUUUUUUUAAAAAGUCUUUUCUUACGGCGUGGGAAUACCAUUUUUUUUAAACGGUAGAUGUGUGGCAUACAUUUUUUCUCUCUCUCCUGGGAAACGAUAAGAAAAAUAAGAAUAUUUAUUUAAGGGGCCUUAAUUUUCCCUCCUUUUUUUUAUAGUUGGAUGGAAUUUUGGUUUUGGUUUUUUGCCGCAAGUCCAAGGAGCCGAAUCGUCAAAACCCACUGUCACUUUACAUCGUUAACAUGUCCGCUGUGUUAAUUACUUUAUACUGCUUCAUUAGAGGUUUUGUUGAAUGCUUUAUGAAUACGGUACCUUUGGUAAACUGGCUAACAAAGUGAUGUCUGCCCCUCUGGAAUGUGCUUAUUUAUUGAAAACGAAUAUUUCCAGGCCGGUCUCUUGUUUUACAAAUAAUGUGCAGCUGAUCACCAAAUGCAGUUUGUAUUUACGUAGGAGGUGAGUCGGGGCCAGCCAGUGAUAUAUAUAUAUGUUUACACUUAUUCUUUGUUAUAUUAAAGACGUCACUGUGUUCCAAACAA